Eutrema salsugineum is the source of this 1837-nucleotide messenger RNA. RefSeq names its product organic cation/carnitine transporter 1. The record is from RefSeq and is a predicted model, not a curated record. Gene Ontology annotation, molecular function: transmembrane transporter activity. The coding region runs from base 68 to 1681 and encodes 537 amino acids. Gene Ontology annotation, cellular component: membrane. Gene Ontology annotation, biological process: transmembrane transport. The transcript has 2 exons. Lineage: Eukaryota; Viridiplantae; Streptophyta; Magnoliopsida; Brassicales; Brassicaceae.
AAAACUUAAAACAAGAUUACUGCAUCCCACCUGAAACAACAGAGAAAAAUAAGAAAACACAAAAAAAAUGGAACCUUCAGAUCAAGAAUCUCCAAAGCUCAUGGAGGCAUCAUCAAACAUAUCAUCAGCAGCGGAGAAAGGAGAAGCAACAAGGCAACAACAACAAUCAAACAAUAACAAUAGGUGUGCACUCACAGUUGACGAGGUGAUCGAGGAACACAUAGGAGCACUUGGUUUUUCUCAGAUAUUGCAUGCUCUUUUGGUCUCUAUCGCUUGGACCUUCGAUGCUCAGACCACUCUUGUAUCGAUUUUCUCCGACGCUCAGCCCGCUGCGAGGCUCGUAGCAACAGGGGCCAUCGUGGAAGGCUCAUCGCUGUGUGGUUUUUCGACUCAAGAAUGGGAAUGGGUCGGAGGAAAAAGCGACACUAUUGUUGCUGAGUGGAAUCUCAUUUGUCAACAUAAGUUUCUUGUUGCUCUUCCUUCCACUCUUUUCUUCAUCGGAUCUCUCUUCGGUUCGGGAGUUUAUGGAUAUCUAGCUGACUCAUGGUUUGGUCGAAAAAAGACACUAUUCCUCUCUUGCCUGUUAACGUUUGUCACGGCUUUGGCCAUCUCCUUUUCACCAAACGUGUGGGUUUACGCGUUCUUGCGUUUCGCAAACGGGUUUUUCAGAUCAGGAAUCGGGUCUUGCUGCAUCGUACUAGCGACGGAGGUCGUAGGUAAAAAAUGGCGAGGCCAAGUAGGGCAAUACGGAUUCUUCUUCUUCACGUUAGGUUUUCUAUCUCUGCCACUAAUGGCUUACUUGGAGAGAAAUUCUUGGAGAAACCUUUACCGAAUCAUAUCGUUUCUUCCUCUUGGAUACGCACUUUUGCUCUUGCCCUUUGCCUAUGAGUCCCCUCGAUGGCUUCUUGUCAAAGGACGUAACAAAGAAGCCAUGGUGGUCUUGAAGAAACUAGCAAGGCUCAACGGGAAACAACUUCCAGCUGAUCUCAGCCUCGUGGAUCCAAUCCCGACGAGAGAUGAUCAAACUUCGUCACCGGAGAGUUUUUGGAAAACGAAAUGGGCAGUGAAAAGAGUCUUAAUGGUUAUGAUGGCUGGAUUUGGCAGUGGCUUUGUUUACUACGGAAUUCAACUAAACGCAGAGAAUCUCAAUUUCAAUCUUUACCUAACCGUUGCGGUUAACGCACUGAUGGAGUUUCCUGCGGUUUUCAUCGGAAGUUUCCUCCUCGGUGUCAUGAACAGACGUCCACUGUUCUCCAACUCAUCAUACCUCGCCGGAAUCUCGUGCUUGCUCUGCGCGGUUCUCUCUCUCCACCGAGUGACACGUGCCAUAUCCGUUGCGAAAUGGCUGCAGCUAGCGGUUGAGGCGUUUGGAUUCAUGGCGUCCUCGACGGCUUACGAUGUGUUAUAUGUGUAUUGCGUCGAGCUGUUCCCUACCAAUGUUAGGAACUUUGCGGUUUCGCUUCUGCGUCAAGCGUUUAUGCUAGGAGCGUCUGCAGCACCGUUGUUAGUUGCGUUGGGGAGGGAUAACGCAAUGAUGUCGUUUCUUGUGUUUGGCGUUGCGUCUGUGCUGAGCGGCGUGGUGAGUCUCUGGCUAAGAGAAACGCGAAACGCUCCGCUUUAUGAAACACUAACGCAGCAGGGAAAAGCGGAAGAGAUGGGAAACGCAACUGAACACUCUUGAUUGCAUUCACUAACCGUGUUUGUAGUUGUUGGUAAGGAAAAUUUGUCCAAUAAAUGGAAAAAAUGUAAACAUUCUUGAUUUUUCCACUGUUUAUGUUUAUUUUGAAACAAAAAUAAUCUAAAACCAAGAUUUGUUUCAAGAGAGACAAGAACAUUA